This is a messenger RNA of Solanum tuberosum (potato), 1947 nucleotides long. RefSeq names its product PH-interacting protein-like. The record is from RefSeq and is a predicted model, not a curated record. Lineage: Eukaryota; Viridiplantae; Streptophyta; Magnoliopsida; Solanales; Solanaceae. Gene Ontology annotation, molecular function: protein binding. The transcript has 9 exons. Bases 1 to 1947 code for a protein of 648 amino acids.
AUGCAACAGGAAGAGAGCCAAUCAGCAGCUUCGUGCACAAGGGCAAGUAUGAAGAGAAAGUUCCAUCAAGUUGGGGAGGACAAGGGCCACACCGCACGUUCAUCCAAGUUCAAUAGUAAACCAACAAAGUUGCCAGAAAAACGUAUACUACAACUUAUUCUCGACGUUCUGCAACGGAGGGACACCUAUGAAAUAUUUGCAGAACCAGUUGAUCCCACUGAGGUGGAAGAUUACUAUGAAAUCAUUAAAGAGCCUAUGGAUUUUGGUACAAUGAGGGCUAAGCUUCAUGAAGGAAUGUAUCACAACCUCCAACAGUUUGAGCGUGAUGCAUUUCUGAUUCCGAAAAAUGCAAUGCAUUUCAACUCCUCUGGUACUGUCUACUUCAGACAGGCUCGUGCUAUAUAUGAUCUAGCUAAGAAAGCAUUUCACGUCCUAAAAACUAAUCCCAAAAACAUUGAAGUAGAAUUUCCGGUGAACAGACGUAGAUCGAUGAGAAGAUUGCAAAAUGAGGCCAGGGAUACAAGACAUGUCAUACCAGAAGGUGCCCUUGAUGUUUCUUCCAAGAAUAUUGGACUUGGCCCAAGUGUUCCAUCAACAUAUAGAAGAAGCAGCAAAGAAAGGCCUUUGUUAUGCACCAAAGAUGCUGCUCCGAUUGACAGUGCAUUCUUAUUAGGUAAUAGACAUGCUCAAAGGUUGUCUUCUCUUGGUGCUGGUCGUUGUUCUACAUACGAAUUUUUCAGGCCUUCGCCUUACCAUGACACUAGCUCAUUUCUGUGUAACCAGAACCCCGACUCACUAAUUCUUAACAGGAACGGUAGUUACAGAGAGAGCUUGAUGACAUUUGCCAGAGAUUUAGGACCAACAGCACAAAUGGUUGCCAACGCGAAAAUGCAAGGGAGCCAUCCAUUUCUUCUCUCACACACAACUAAAGGUCCUCCAACGUGCUUAGGAUUCGCUGCCUUUGCACAUGUACAAAACCAAUCUAAUACUGGAGUUCUAACCUCAUCUCAGAAGCUGUCUAGUCCUGUUCAAGGUUUUUGCUCCGUUCUCAAAAGCACCAGUGAUAAGAUCGAUGUGAGUAAUGUUGCAAAGGGAGAUGAGACUUGCAAAAUAGCUGGCAUGAGCAGUCAGAAAGGGGCCCUUCCUCGCACAGAAAAUUCAGAGAAGAAAAGUACAUCAAUUUUGUGCUACAAAAGGAAUGUUCAUAAAGUAACAGAAGAAGCGGCCAAGAAAACUCAAAAUGGAAGCGAGAGAAAAGAGAAUAACUUGGGAACUCAUAUCGUUACUAAUGGGACAUCUGGGGAUACGAAGAAACCCGGCAGAAGAAGUGCGAAGGUUGAAGAAAACAAAGUUCUUCCAGUUGUACUAGCUCUAGAGCAAUCUCAUUCAAGUCUAUCUGAGUUGAAGUGGAGAAACAAGAAGAGUUCCAAUUUCACAUCACGUAAGGCACGAUCACAAAGCAAGAUUGCAGAGCCCAAUGUCACUGGGACAAUUCCAGGUCAAACUAAAAAUAACAGCUUUAGAUCAAAGCACGAAAACAAAGCAGCUAUUUGUGAUCAAAACAACAAUUUUGGCAGCAGUAUCAACCCAACUUUUCUUGAGACAAUGAGCCAAUCUUCAGAGUUGAAAUUGAACAAGACAAUUCCUGUAAUGCCAUUUCCAGGAAUAUUGAGCUCCAGGUUCACUUUUGAUAUGCCGUUCUUGAAAGCUCAGCUAAAUCAAAUGAAUCCAGUAGGGGAAAAUGACAUGCCUCAAGUAUCAAGAGAUAACAUGGAGUGGUCAUUGUAUGGUCACGGAAGUAAUAAUAAGAUGGGCAGGAAAGUAAAUCCAUCGGUGUCGUCUCUGCAAGACAGACCAAACGGUACUCUGCAGACCAUGCCGACUUUCAUUUACAAUAAUCAAUCAUCACAUCAUUCAAUAGACACUGACUUGGCCCUUCAGCUCUGA